AAACGUGUUUAGGAUCACAUGAAACCAUUCUCUUCUGUAUAAUUUUGUCUGGUCAAGAUGAAGGUUUUUAUUUUUGUCUUUGUAUUUUGUAUGGUGUGCAUAUACAAUGUGCAAGCUUUUGGAGAAUGCAGUGCCGGAUUAACCAAAGGUAACCGAUGUGAAUUAAACCGACCUGAUGGAAGUGUGGAUCUAAAAGUUAAUGAAACAAGAGUGUUCAAGAAUACAUGCGAGGAAUGUGUCUGUUUAAAUAAAUAUUGGAUAUGCUGCAGGUUGGGAUAUAAGGACACGUAUGAGAAACAACCCGGAUGUUUUAAGAAGAUCUACGACAAUUGCUGCUACCAAUAUUUCCAUUUAUCCGAUGACAAUGUUCCUUGUGCUCAAAAGCAGUGUCUUGAAGACUAUUAGUGCUGAGGGUUUGAUGACUGUUAGGAUAACGUUCACAGUUCCUGCUUUUAGGGUGCCGAUUGCUCUUCCAAUAAUUAUUCUGGUCCAAUUUCGUAUUACUUAUAACGACAAAAACAUUUGAUGCAAUAGUCAUGAUCUUGGUGGUGCAAACGAAUGCAUUCACAAAUGAACCCUUUUGCUAUUUUUGGUAGCCGAAAUGCAUACUCCAUUACGAUCCAAAACUAACUUUUAAAAUUGUACAAUAUGCUUCGCCAGUUUAAUUAGAAUUAGACCAAACUUUCGUUUUGUUUCGAUUUUAGCAUUUACUUCAGUUAGGGUCUAAAGACGACCUUUUUGAACAUUUGUAUUUUUGAUGACAACAAGCAAUUCAAAUUUUUUCCCUCUUCAAUGCAGGGAUUUUGUGACGCGAACGGUGUCUAAUGCUUCUCUUUUGUUCACCUUUAGUGACUAUAUUAGAAAUAAAAGUUUAUAUUAAACGGAACGAAAGUUUUGACUGGCUGCUUCACUAUCUCAUUUGUGUUAUUUAUCUCUAGUUGGAAUAUUCCUUUUUAACGAAUUGUUAACUUACCAACAAUUUCGUACCAAAAGGGAUAUAACCAAAGGAAAUGUAUUAUGUCACCGCGUUUCAAUUGAGUGUAUCAACAUUUACUUUCCUUACAAACGUAAACUUAGUUCUGAAGAAAAAAUUCACGAACUCUGGAUGAUGUACCUUAUAAUAUGUAAUAUUUUAGAAACCUCUUUUUUAGACUAUGUACAAUGUAGAUUACGCAAUCUAAGGAAUUUCAAGGCCAUGGACUAAAAUCGGUGAAAACAAUAUUUUGAUGAAAAUAUUAUGGUCUUGACAUUGCUCCGUCCCUGCUCUUCCAAUGUUUUGUAUCAAAUCAAAUUACAAAAUUUUAAAAUAAUAAACAAAAAGCUUAAA
Lottia gigantea (owl limpet) is the source of this 1327-nucleotide messenger RNA. RefSeq lists its product as hypothetical. Bases 58 to 405 code for a protein of 115 amino acids. The record is from RefSeq and is a predicted model, not a curated record. The transcript is spliced from 3 exons. NCBI's taxonomy places the organism in Eukaryota, Metazoa, Mollusca, Gastropoda, Lottiidae.